AUGGACGAGACCAACACAACGUUGAGAGAUUUGGUGCAAUGGACUUCGCCCAGUAUCACUUAUCUGCUGCACCCGCUGGUGGUGGCGGGCCACCGCCGAAGCGUGACGCCCUACAGCGGGGUGAGCUUCGUGACCGGGGCGGUUACGGGAAUGGUCGGGUGGGCCGACGAGGCCCGGCUGGUCCGACGGCAGACCGGCCUCUUCGGACACCCGGCCUACUGGGCGUGGGUGGGCGCCCUCGAGGGAGUGCUCGACGUCCUGCUCACCGCCGCCAGUCUCUCCGUCGAGGAGGUCGUCUGUCCGCCCCCGGUAGGUGGCGCUGCGGCAACCAAGAAGCCAUCGCCCUACGUCCACAACUGGCAGAUGGCUCUUCUCGCUGUUUCUGAGCGCCUGGUCUGGACCUUCCUCACCCGCCCCCUCCGCAUCGCCAGCAACCGCCUUCACGCCCAACUCCCUGGGCCUGAAGGCAAGUAUCCGCUUGAAGGGCUGUUGCACGUGCUGCGACUCUUGUGGGCUGAGGACGGACUGGCCGUCUUCACUCGAUCCUUUGGACCGGCUGCUGCCCAUGAAGUCGUCUCCAGCAUGGCGUUCUCCGUCUAUGAUGCCGCGGCGCCUUUCCGAUCGCUUGCUCUACAGAAUAGGAUCAGACCGUGGUGCGCCGACUGGAUAUUCAAGGCUGCGGACUUGCGAGGCGCAUUGGACUGUAUCACGAGGAUUUGGAACGAAGAGGGCGUGCCUGGCUUCUACAAGGGCUUUGUUCCUGAGCUGCUUACCGACCUGGCGCCUGCGGGAGUCCUGUUCUUGGCCGAUCUUGCCAUCAGUGCCAUCUUCGAGCCGUCCGUUCUCUUUGGCGUGUAG
Molecule: messenger RNA, 858 nt
Organism: Acanthamoeba castellanii str. Neff
Lineage: Eukaryota; Discosea; Longamoebia; Acanthamoebidae
Exons: 5
Coding region: 1-858 (285 amino acids)
Biological process (GO): nucleotide transport; transmembrane transport
Source: RefSeq, a predicted model, not a curated record